Molecule: messenger RNA, 3284 nt
Organism: Alligator mississippiensis (American alligator)
Lineage: Eukaryota; Metazoa; Chordata; Crocodylia; Alligatoridae
Gene: RNF31
Product: ring finger protein 31
Exons: 21
Coding region: 149-3205 (1018 amino acids)
Biological process (GO): protein linear polyubiquitination
Cellular component (GO): LUBAC complex
Molecular function (GO): linear polyubiquitin binding; ubiquitin protein ligase activity; K48-linked polyubiquitin modification-dependent protein binding
Source: RefSeq, a predicted model, not a curated record
GGAGAGGGUCCCGGUGACGUCACGCCUCCUCCCUCGCCCCCGGGGGCUCAGGGAAUCCCCGUGACGUCAGCGCCCCCUGGCGGGGUCCCCGCGCGCUGCAGCCAGUCGGCUUCCGCUUCCCGGCCCCGGCCCGCGGUCCCCUGCAGCCAUGGCAGGGCCCGAUCCCGAUCCCGAUCCCGAUCCGGGGGCCGCGGCCGGACGGCCCGAUCCCGAUCCCACGCUGGCCGCCUUCCUGCUGGCGCGGGCGGAGCUGGAGGAGAAGGUGGCGCGGCCGGAGCCGCCCCCGGGGCUGGUGCAGGGCCUGGCCGCCGUGCCGCUGCCCGUCGCCGCUAAGUACCGCGAGCUGGACGCCGCGGCGCUCCUGCGGGACAACCGCCGCGUGCUGCCGGCGCUGUCCACGGCACUGAACAUUCUGGAGAAGUAUGGGCGCAACCUGCUGGCCCGGCAGCGGCCCCGCUUCUGGCGCAAUGUCAAGUUCAACAAUCCCGUUUUCCGCUCCGCUGUCGACGCCAUCCAGGGUGGGCGGGCCGUGCUGCGCCUCUAUGGCUAUACGGAGGAGCGGGAGGACGGGCUGAGCUUCCCUGAUGAGGAGCUGGAGCCACAAGCCGCCCGCGUGGCUGCUGUGACUGCUGAGGUCCUGCUUCUGCGCACCGAGGUCAACCUGCUCCUGGCGAACAGCCACCCGCACCCCAAGAUCUUCCAGGAUGUGUUGGACGGUGCUAAGGAGGGGGUGCUGAGUCCUGAAGUGGUGCCAAACCCGGAGCAGGGCCCUGCAGCCUCCCUGCCCCUGCCCGGUGCAGGGGGGCCGUGUGCCCGGUGUGUGGCAUCUGCACCUGAUGGCUCCCCUGGCCUGUGCCCCGAGUGCCACCGCCGUGGCUCCCAGCCCUCUACUGCCAGCCUGUCCUUGGAGCCGCCACCCGGACGCCGGGGUCCCGUCCCAGCCCCCCGCCCACCCUGGCGCUGUGCAGCCUGUGGGACCCCCAACGAGGGGCUGGCAGUGCUGUGCGGGGGCUGUGAUCGGCCCCGCGCCUGCCCCCCAACCCCCGGGCCUCCCACACCCACCGCUGUCCCCAGCCCUGCCCCCAGCGCCUGGGCCUGCCGCAGCUGCACCCUGCUCAACCCCCCUGGCACCGUCCUGUGCGCCGUGUGCGAGCGCCCUCGCCUGGCUGGGCGCCCCCCCCUUGAGGCCCCUGCCACCCCCCAGGCACCGGGCUGGCAGUGUGAGCACUGCACCUUCUGGAACCAGGCGCCAGGGCGUGUGUGCGAGGUGUGUCACCGCACCAGCCAGUUGGGUGAUGCAACCCCUUGCCCACCCCCUGGGGACAAGGGACCCCGGCGUCUGGCCAAGCCCCCCCACCUCUCAGCAGAGGAGGCCGAGCGGCGGCGCCAAGACAAGCUCCGGGAGGAUGGCAUGAAGCUGGUGGCCAUGAUCCGGGAGGCAGAGAUGGCAGGUGUGUCCCCUGAGGAGGUGGAGGCUGCACGGCAGUACUCGGGGGCGGAGCGCCCACUGUCCUGGCUGCGCUCGGAGCUGCCAGCUGUGUUGGGGGCAGUGAUGGAGGCUGCGUCGGGCCAGGCCAUCUGUGAGCCAGGUGGGGGCCUGGGCGCCAUCACCCUCGGCGAGGCUCGGGAUGCCUGGGUCUGCAGCCAUGGGGAUGUUGACGAGGCCGUGAGCCGCUGCCUGGGCGCCCGCAGGACCAAGGUGCGGGCGCUGAGGGGCCUGGGCUUCGGGGUGCGGGAGCCAGUGCUGGAGGCCUUGUACCACAACGAGGGGGACCUGUGGGGGGCCCUGCGUGAUCUGCAGCGCCCUGUGCUGGAGCCCUUCCGCCAGCGCCUCUGGGCCUCCAACGAGCCCCCCAUCGACUUCCAUGCGUCGGACCACCAGGCAGUGGUGCGGCGGGUGCUGGCAUCACAGGGGCUACCAAGCUGGGGCCGGGCAGAGCUGGUGGCGUCGCUGGCGCAGGAGCUGGGAGUGGGGCCAGGGCCAGGCGGGGGCCGGGGACUGGCGCUGGGUGACAUCGUGGAAGCCGUGCGUGCCUCGCCCGACCGUGCCUUCAUCAAGCGCCUGCUCAGCUGGGAGUGUGCUGUCUGCGGCUGGGCCUUGCCCCGCCACCAGAUGCAGUCCCUGACAUCAUGCGAGUGCACAAUCUGCCCCGAGUGCUUUGUGCAGCACUUCACCAUCGCCGUGAAGGAGAAGCACAUCACAGACCUCGUGUGCCCGGCCUGCGAUGCCCCCGACCUGCGCCAUGAGCCCGAUCGCCUCGCCUAUUUCUCCACCCUUGACAUCCAGCUCCGGGAGUGCCUGGACCCCGAGACCUAUGAGCUGUUCACCAAGAAGCUGACAGAGCAGGAGCUGAUGCGGGACCCCAAGUUCCAGUGGUGCACGCACUGCUCAUUCGGGUUCAUCUACGAGUCGGAGCAGUGGGACGCCCAAUGCCCCCAGUGCCGCCAGAGCUUCUGUGUCCACUGCAAGCGCCCAUGGGAGCCGCAGCACCAGGGCCUGUCGUGUCAGGAGUUCCUGGAGUGGAAGCGCAGCAAUGACCCCCAGUACCAGGCACAGGGGCUGGCUGCCUACCUGCAAGAGCAUGGCAUCAAGUGUCCACAGUGUGGGUUCCUGUACGCACUGGCGCGGGGUGGCUGCAUGCACUUCCAGUGCUCCCAGUGCCGCCACCACUUCUGCAGCGGUUGCUAUGGGCCCUUCCACGCCAAAGACAAAUGCCCACAGCCGGGCUGUGCAGUGCGCCAAGCGCUGCAUGGCCACCACCCCCGCGACUGCCUCUUCUACCUGCGUGACUGGGACGUGGCACGGCUGCAGCGCCUCCUGCAGGAGAAUGGCGUGGCCUUCAACACGGACCCCCCAGCGGGGACGCGCCCAGCCCCAGGAGGUGGGUGCCGGGUGAUGGAGCAGAAGGAGACAAUAGCCGGGCUGCAGGACGAGGCCUGUGGCAAGGAGACACCGCCUGGGCAUGCGGGGCUGUGCCAGGCGCACUACAAGGAGUACCUGGUGAACCUGAUCAACACGCACACGCUGGACCCAGCCACCCUCUACUCGCUGCAGGAGCUGGAAGUGGCCUGUCGGCGCCACCUGCCUGGGGGGGCUCCCCCCCGCCUGCCUGCCGAGCCUGAAGCCACCUACCAUGCCCGCCUGCUGCAGAAACUGACGACGGAGUCGAAGCUGAGCCCCACCAUCCCGCGCCGGCGCCUCUGACCAGCCCCGCGGGGACCCGAUGGCAGCGUGCGGGGGGGGGGUGUUCUAGGGGCCUCAAUAAACUGCACUGACCCUGCAA